Messenger RNA from Fomitopsis serialis, 1179 nucleotides. RefSeq lists its product as uncharacterized. Bases 24 to 767 code for a protein of 247 amino acids. The record is from RefSeq and is a predicted model, not a curated record. The transcript has 3 exons. NCBI's taxonomy places the organism in Eukaryota, Fungi, Basidiomycota, Agaricomycetes, Polyporales, Fomitopsidaceae.
GCGCCCUCAACAACCUGUGGUAGAUGAGAAGAACCCGUUCUACUGCCCCGCUCUCGACGCAAUCGCUUUCCUGCAAAACCUCCGACACGAAAUCCAUGCGGACCCACCUCCCUACUCUCGCACUCCGGGCGACUGCCUGCCUUCUUUCGCCGAAUGUCUCGACAAGUCCCUGGACGAAGCCGAACUCCAAGAACUACUCUACAGGGCCGUGCCUCGAGUCCUCGACAGCCCCGACGUCUCCCAGGCUAAUCUCAAAUUCUCUGGAUACUUCUGUGAUCACAGCACCCCUGCACCACGCCGCGGCCUGCAAGACAUCCCUCCUGGACUCAAAGCAAAGCGCAGGAGGCCUUCCCCCCCGGGAACCUUCAGUGAUAUGCUCGCGCCCCCGAAAAGAGAGAAAUCGUACCAGAGCGUCAACGAGAGCUCCUUCGAACUCAGCGCUAGGGGGGAGAAGCUCAAGUACUUCAGAGAAUCCGUGGACGCUCUGUACUCGCCAUAUGCGCCACUCAGCUAUGGGUACUCCGACGCGGACCGGCGGCCGACGACGUUCGAGCUGGAGAGAAAGAUCCGGGCACUGGAAGGUGCGUAUAUGCUGCAUCCCAUCGACGCUGACGGAGGUACAAUGGCAAUGGCGCGUGUUGCCCACGUAUAUGAUGUGCUGUAGACGAGUUAUACGGUCCUCCAGUCGGCGCGGAGACUCCUCGCAGCAUGAACGCGCUCACGACGCGUCUCGACGCGCAGCAUAUAGCGGAGCUUCUCGCCGUUGAUGGUUCGUGUUGUCCUCUUCCGCCGUAGCAAUGCAGUGGCUUGUCUGACCAAAGUGUUUGCGAUUUGGCAGGGCACCUGAACGCGCGAGUCCUAGAGAUGCUCCGCAUGUCCGAAAUCGAUUGCCUCGAUCUCACCGCGUCGCUCAUGGAUGCGGAGGGCCUCAACUUCGGGGCGAGGGAGCUGCUGCCAGGUGCAUGCCUUGAGGGUGCUUUCAUCGAACAUACCUAACUCAGUUUGCGGCAGUCUUCCGCAAGCCGAAUAGCUUCCUCUUCUUGAGCGAGCUCAGCCUCAGCGACGCAUCCCUACAAGACUUCGACAUGACCUACAUACACCACCUCCCGCGUCUGUCCCGGCUCUGGCUUAGCAACACAGGAAUCAGCAACGAGGCCGUAUAUCACCUCGUCGCGCUCC